Molecule: messenger RNA, 2185 nt
Organism: Durio zibethinus
Lineage: Eukaryota; Viridiplantae; Streptophyta; Magnoliopsida; Malvales; Malvaceae
Product: protein CHAPERONE-LIKE PROTEIN OF POR1, chloroplastic-like
Cellular component (GO): chloroplast membrane
Source: RefSeq, a predicted model, not a curated record
CAUUUGAAGAAAAAAUACUAUUAGCGGUAUGAAGGGAGACAUAUAUUCUCAUAUGUCCUUCCAAGAAGUUGAUAAAGGAUGCAUAUAAUAUUCUUGUUAUAAUUCUAUUGAUGCAAAUAAUAUUCCAUGGUACUAAUGCUAAAACCAAAUGCAGAUGUGCCUGAGGGAGCCAUAAUUGUAAGAGAACGUACAGUACUGAAUAACUUGUUUAACUGCUUGUGGUUCAAUAAGGUCAAUCUCUGCACACCAAGAGACCAGCUGAGCUUUGGCAAUCUUGAUCAUCUUUUGAACUUGAAAUGAUCAUUGAAUGAUUUCUUGUAUGGAUCCAUCCCUCCUUCAUCCAACACGAAUACCCUUGUAAACUUUUGUAUAAUAUACCUGUUUGACAUAAAAGCACCACCUUUUUCUUCCUUCUUACAAGCCCUGGUCACCUAUGUCUUAACGAGCAACCGCCUCCAACGCCAAACUAUCCUGCACCAGAUUAUCUCGUUCUCUCAUGUUUGGUUAAGUGACUGUCCUUGAAACAGAGACAUGUUACACGUGUACGUGGUUCUUGCUCUCUUAGCCACAAAUUUUAGGUUUUUUUUUUUUUUUUUUGCCUUUAGCUACUGUAUCUGUAUAUAAUUAACAAAGAAACAAUUAGUCAGAUAAUCAAACGGUCCCCACUCCUCAAGCACAAGCUUUCAUGUCUGAUUAAAUUCACUUUACUUGUCCAAAACAUAUAGAAUAAAGAAAAAUAUCUAAGCUUUGCCGAUUUUUUUGUGCCAAAAUGGCUGCAGCCACACUUACCGUCCGGCCUAACCGUCUCACUCCCAGCUCCCCUAUUCCCAGACCGCCGGUCCACCUUCCUAACCAACCCCACCCUUCUUUAAAACCCGCAAAAACCGAGCUGUGGAGGCCCGCUAUUGUCGUCCACUCCCGGCGAACAUUAGCCGCUCGAGCAGGUUCGCGAGCUGAUGACUCCGCUUCGUUCGAGAUGUCUGUUGAGAACGCACUUAAGCUCCUCGGAGUCUCCGAAAGUGCUUCUUUUGAUGAUAUUAUUCGCGCCAAGAAUUCGAUUGUUGCUAAUAUUAAGGAUGACCAGGAAGCUAUAGCCCAGGUUGAGGCUGCAUAUGACAUGUUGCUUAUGCGGAGCUUAACUCAACGCCAAGCAGGAAAAGUUGUUGACAGAAGCAUUCGAUAUGCAGAUGUUAAACCUGUUACUCCUCCUGGGGUGGGAUCAAUGCCUCAGUGGGUGCAGACAACUGUGAAAAAUUUACCUGUUUUGGUUGAAACACCAUCUACCGGCGAAUUGGGCAUACAAGCUGGUGUAUAUGGAGCUCUUAUGGUUCUGACUUACGUGAAUGGAGCUUCUACAUCCUCUGGGAUUCCUUAUAAUGGACCUGAUGUUCCUGGGCUUAUCUUAGCAAGUAGCUUUGGAGCUUCCUUGUAUUUCAUGACCAGAAAGAAUGUGAAGUUAGGUAAGGCUACAAUAAUAACUAUAGGGGGGCUUGUUGCUGGUGCUGUGGUGGGAUCAGCUGUUGAAAGCUUGUUGCAGGUAGACAUAGUCCCAUUUCUUGGAAUACACUCGCCGGCUACACGUUGUUAGUGAAUUUAUACUCUUCUUGCAGCUCUUGGUCUCUCUGUAUCUAAGGUAGGAAGAAGAGGAUGUUUUGUAAUUUGAAUUGUAAAACCUGUAAUUAUUCAUUUGCAUGAUCAUAACCAAGCUUUUUCAGGAUGUGUAUCAUCGCAUUCUGUACAAAACUACAAAUAGAAGGUAGUGAAACUUCAAUCCCUCUGAAAAUCUGAUAAAAAAUUUUGUUCUAACAUUGAAGUUUCUUUUGUUUGAUGUAGUGUCCCUAUUACUUUCAUGCAUUCCACUAAAAAUAUUGUUGGUUUUCUAUCACUAGCUGUUAGCUAAUGCAUCGAAACAAUGAGCCCUCUUCCUUACUGCAUCAAUGGAUUGUGGAAUUAUGGUAUAUGUGGGAGAGUGAAAUGAACCCCGAAAUAGAAUUUUCACUGAUAAAAAGUGGAUAGUGAAAUGGUGAAGACAAUUCUUGUACUCGUUUGUCUGGACUGCCUGAAAGGAAACCUGUUCAUGUGUUGGAGCUUUACUGCCUUUAGCAAUCUCAAACAAUACUUCUCCAGUGGCAGUGUCCAUAGAGUAGCAAACAGUACCGUAUCUCAUCUGAUAAUUAGUGUAUUU